AUGAGGAUUUGCUUCGGACGGAAACGGAAGACCUUGAGGUCCUCCUUCUGCAUGUCCUAUACCUUGAAGACCUUGGAGGACAACUACACGACCUGGUGCGCUCUCACUGGAAACCGCCCUGACAAGCGGACCAUGAAGGAGAAGGUGAUCGAGGUCUUGAGCACACUGAAACUUGCAGAGAAGCGAGCGAUCAAGAAGAUCGAUUUAGACACCUACUUCAAGCUGUUGUUGGAGUUCAACAAGCGCGGCAUCCACUUUACCAACAUGAAUGUGGGUGCCAAGAUUGGUGACUCGCAGGCGGCCCUGCCAGACGAGCUCUUCAUGGAGGAUGGUGAUGGAGAGGAUGAAGCCAUGGAAGAUUAG
Durusdinium trenchii is the source of this 363-nucleotide messenger RNA. The record is from the annotation of a GenBank genome assembly. NCBI's taxonomy places the organism in Eukaryota, Dinophyceae, Suessiales, Symbiodiniaceae.